UAAGCAGCCAUGGCAAUAGAAGGAAGAAGUCCUCCAUCUCGGCGGUUUCUGGCCGCGACGCUAAUUGCAUAUUGUGCCUUCUUCCUUAUGAUCGCUUGCUGUCGUGCCACUCCUGCUCAAGAUCGAAAGGUGUAUAUAGCAUACAUGGGCAACUGUCCAAAGACCCAAGCUUCUCUUCCCGCGCUGCACUUCGGCUUGCUUCAGCGCAUCAUUGGCAAUGCUAAGGUCGCCUCAGAUUCCUUGAUCUACAGCUACCAUCGGACCUUCAACGGCUUCGCUGCCAGACUAACGGAGGCCGAGCAUCAGAAACUUUCCGCCUAUGAAGGUGUAGUUUCUGUAUUCCCCAACAAGAUCGCGAAGCUCCACACGACGAGAUCAUGGGAUUUCAUCCGCUACCCCAAGAAUGCUUCGACAUCAACCCGCCGCCAACAGAGCAACCUGAUCAUUGGAGUGCUCGACACCGGAAUCUGGCCGGAAUCGCCUAGCUUCGACGAUUCCGGCUACGGCCCGCCUCCAAAGAAAUUCAAGGGCAGAUGCCAAUCGUCCUCGAAUUUCAGCUGCAACAAUAAGAUCAUUGGGGCCAGGUUCUACAACGUCGCAGGAGAUUACGGUCCAGGGGACAUUCCUUCGCCCCGGGAUUCCGACGGCCAUGGAAGUCACACUGCAUCCACUGCAGCAGGGAACUUUGUCACGCCGGCUAAUCUCUAUGGCAUCGCCAAUGGGACUGCCCGCGGCGGGGUCCCCGCGGCUCGAAUCGCAGUCUACAAGAUCUGCUGGGCUUUUGGAUGCUCAUAUGAUGAUAUUAUGAAAGCCUUUGAUGAUGCUUGUUCUGAUGGAAUCGACAUGGUCUCGCUCUCGGCUGGUGGUUUGGCGAUGGAGUAUUUCCGUGACCCCAUUGCUAUUGGGGCUUUCCACUGCAUGAAGAAGGGAAUUUUAACCUCCAACUCGGCUGGCAACGACGGCCCUUUUCCUGGAUCAGUCUCCAACAACUCUCCUUGGUCGCUUACUGUUGCUGCAAACACCAUUGACAGAAAGCUGACGACCAAUGUCAAGUUGGGUAAUGGCGAAAUUUAUAAUGGGACCUCUCUGAAUAGUUUUGUGUCAAAUAAAUCGAUGUCCCCUAUCAUAUACGGUGGAGACGCACCAAACAAGACAGCCGGAUACGAGGGAAAUGUGUCGAGGUAUUGCUACUCGGGUUCCUUGGAUAGAAACCUGGUGCAAGGGAAAAUUGUUUAUUGUGAGUUUGCCGGCCAGGGAGAUGGACCUAUAGAAGCUGGUGCUGCUGGCGCCAUAAUGGGAAACAAUCCACAGGGAGAUGUUGCGUUUCCUUACCUUCUUCCUGUGUCUCUCUUGAACGAAACGGAUGGAAGCAAGGUUUUGACUUACUCGAACUCAACCAGUGACCCAACUGCAGUGAUUUACAAGACAGUUGACUACCUGGAUGGCUCAUCUCCUUACGUGCUUUACUUUUCCUCGAGGGGUCCCAAUCCGAUAACCCCUGACAUUCUCAAACCGGACUUGACAGGACCUGGAGUAAACAUACUGGCAGCGUGGUCUCAAGGUACGACUAUGACAGGUCUACCUGGUGAUGAAAGGGUUGUCGCAUACAACAUCAUCUCCGGUACUUCUAUGUCUUGCCCCCAUGCAACUGGAGCAGCAGCUUAUGUUAAAUCUCUCCACCGCACUUGGUCCCCUGCUGCCAUUAAGUCAGCUCUUAUGACAACAGGUGCUCAUGUUACUAUGGAAAUCUAUCAGCAUUAAUCUCUAAAGAUAGCAAGAAACAGUUUGAAGACAAUUUGUACUAAUCUAUAUUUCCUAACAUGCAGCACGGCCCCUGAGUGCCAAGUACAAUCCCGAGGCUGAGCUAGCAUAUGGGACGGGACAAAUCGAUCCAAUCAAGGCAUCAGAUCCUGGGCUUGUAUUUGAUGCUAGGGAGAAGGAUUAUGUCAAAUUUCUCUGCGGCCUGGGCUAUUCGACCAAACGACUCCGGCUUGUCACGGGAGAUCCGAGUGCUUGUACUGCAGCUACAAAUGGAACCCUAUGGGAUCUAAACUAUCCUAGUUUUGCCAUAUCAGCAAACAGAUCAGGAGUCUCUGUGAGUAGGGUAUUUCGCAGAACCGUCACCAAUGUUGGAUCAGCGAAUGCGACCUAUAAAGCCACGGUAAUUGCACCAGCAAACCUCAGGGUCAGAGUUAGCCCAAGUGUGCUUAGUUUCAAGACUAAUGGGAAGAAAAAGUCAUUUGCUUUGACAGUCUCUACCGUGGUUGGGAAGAACACCAUCUCUGGUGUUCUUGUCUGGAGUGAUGGGAAGCAUGUAGUAAGGAGCCCUAUUGCUGCAUUUGUGUCAUCCAGUGAAUGAUCAAUAAGCUGGGGUGUUUGUUUCUCUUAAAUAUAUUUGCAGUUAUAGCAGAAUCGAAGUUGGUAAUGUACUUUGAUUCUCUACAUUGAAAUAUACUAAUCAUCUUUUUAACUCGUUUGCUGCCAGAUAUAAUAUCAUGUGUACUGUAGAU
Linum tenue is the source of this 2510-nucleotide messenger RNA. The record is from the annotation of a GenBank genome assembly. Lineage: Eukaryota; Viridiplantae; Streptophyta; Magnoliopsida; Malpighiales; Linaceae.